This is a messenger RNA of Nicotiana attenuata, 615 nucleotides long. RefSeq lists its product as uncharacterized. The record is from RefSeq and is a predicted model, not a curated record. The transcript is spliced from 2 exons. The coding region runs from base 1 to 615 and encodes 204 amino acids. Lineage: Eukaryota; Viridiplantae; Streptophyta; Magnoliopsida; Solanales; Solanaceae.
AUGACUUUCUACCAGCAGAGACUUGACCAGGCUAGACAUAAACUAGAGAUAGUACAGGGGGAACUCAAAAAUUCUCCUCUAGAUCAGAGCUUGUUCAACCACGAAAACGAAAUCUUGACAGAAAUGGCAAAAUGGAGUCAUAUAGAAGAACAGGUACUGCAGCAUAGGGCCACUUGGAUUGAAUGUGGUGACUCAAAUACCAAAUACUUCCAUGCUCAAUGGAAGACGAGGACAAGCAAAAACCACAUUACAUCCAUCUACACUGAAAGUGGUAUUAAUCUAACAGAUCCAGCCCAAAUAGUAAAGGAGUUCAUAUCUUUCUUCACCAAGCUCAUGGAAGAAAGUGGAGAAGUUCACAAAUGUCCAGAUGCUGCAGUGGUGAAACAAGGAAGAUGCCUUGACCAACAACAGAAGGUGACACUGGUUAAAAAUGUAACAAAUGAGGAGAUUCUAGCUGCUAUAAAAGAUAUGCUUCAUGAUAAAGCCCCAAGGGUAGAUGGCUUUCAUAUUGAGUUUUUCACAACACAAUGGACUAUAGUUGGGUCUGAAAUUGGUAGUGCGCCGCAUUCCUUCAGUGCGGACCGCCCAAAACCUAGUGCGGCCGCACUGCCUUAA